AUGAAGAAUAAAUACAGUCCUGUUUCAGAUUCUGACGAGUCUUUUAAAACGCUCAUUGAUGAAAAAUCAGAUAUACAUUCUUCAGAGGGUACGCCUCCUCCGUAUUCAGCUCCGAACAAAUUUAUUGAUUUAGAAAUGGCUGAUGGAUCUGCUCAGCAUUCUGCCCAAGAGUCCACUAACAACGCUGGAUCGGAUUCGACAUAUUCGAUGUGGGUUUCAGCGAAUAUCUUCUUAUUUUUUGCGUCUCUUGUGUAUGUUAUUCCUGUGAGGACGGAAACCUUUUGGGGACUUUCUGUUACCUGUCCAGUGUCCAUUGUAGUAUUUCUCUAUUCAAUUUCUCAAAUUCCUAAAGAAUGGUUCAAGCAAACUGGUAGAGUGCUGUCCUACUUAUUCACGCAAAUUUGUAGUGUACUGUCCAACAUGUGUGUCGCAGUAAUAUGUACGGCCUCUCUGAAUGCCCCUUGCUAUUCCGUGUAUUAUUUUGUAAAGAAGGUAAUAGGAUUUGAAAAGAUGGACAAAGGGUUUUUCUAUUUUGUCUGCAUUGUUAACGUUGCCGUGUUUGUUUUAUUUUGGAGUACGGAUACGCGACAACUUCGAAUCUUCAUUGCUGCUUCAGGAAACUUCAUGGGAAACAUGGUGAAUGACUUGGAAAACGGCAUAAGAAAUGCUGCGAAUUAUGUUCGACCGACAGAUCCAGAAAAUGAAGCACCUCAAAACGAAGAAAUUGAGCUUCAACCUUUUGCUGGGCAAAGCGCUGAAGUUUGAGUUUUAACGAAUCUUUUCCAUCCCUCCUAUAAAUCACAUUUUCUUUCGAAGCAUCCAUAUCAAUUGCAAUCCCUCGAGUUUCUGUAUUCUUGUCCACAAAAGUAAGCACAGCUUCAUUCGGCAGGUUGGAUUGCUUUUCACGUUCAUUCUUUUAUGUAUUUAAGAAUUCGUCUCGCAAGAGUGUUAUUUAUAAAUCGUUCGUUUUCUCUGUGACGAACAUCCUUGUUAAUGCAACCUUUUUAAUGAUUAUUUAGUUGUUAUGACGAUAAUUUUGCAAAAUAAUCAACUAGUUUCUAAUUCAAAGCUGGACGUAUUCAGAUUGGCCGUUUCAACUAAUGUAGUUUAAUAAUUUACUUCUCAAA
Schizosaccharomyces octosporus yFS286 is the source of this 1127-nucleotide messenger RNA. RefSeq lists its product as uncharacterized. The transcript is spliced from 6 exons. The coding region runs from base 1 to 765 and encodes 254 amino acids. Lineage: Eukaryota; Fungi; Ascomycota; Schizosaccharomycetes; Schizosaccharomycetales; Schizosaccharomycetaceae. The record is from RefSeq and is a predicted model, not a curated record.